Thrips palmi is the source of this 3096-nucleotide messenger RNA. RefSeq names its product NADP-dependent malic enzyme-like. Lineage: Eukaryota; Metazoa; Arthropoda; Insecta; Thysanoptera; Thripidae. Gene Ontology annotation, molecular function: malate dehydrogenase (decarboxylating) (NADP+) activity; NAD binding; malate dehydrogenase (decarboxylating) (NAD+) activity. Gene Ontology annotation, biological process: malate metabolic process; pyruvate metabolic process. Bases 223 to 2106 code for a protein of 627 amino acids. Gene Ontology annotation, cellular component: mitochondrion. The record is from RefSeq and is a predicted model, not a curated record. The transcript is spliced from 14 exons.
CACCCACCCCUCCCCCACCCCCCAGCGGUGGGUUGGGCAACGAGAGUCACGAACGAACGACCCGAGUCCCUAGCAGACGACGCGAGCGGUUGUGUGAGUGUACGUGUGUGUGAGCCCGAUUCGGUGCUCCGCAGUGUAGCGGCGAGGGGACGUCGCCCUCCCUCCGCCAAGUUCAAGAGGUCCUGGUCCUAGGUCCUGCCGAGGGGUAGCCAUAACCUCAACAUGCUGUCGUCAAUUGUACCGAGGGCUGCGCUCUCAAGCAGCCACUGCAGCAGGAAUGGGGCACUCCAGUCAUUAUGUAGAGUUGUCUGCGGCGAUCCUUCCAGCCACUUCCAGCUCACGAAUCCUCCUCGACGGUGCUAUCAUGAAGUGACUGGUGACAUCAUCUGCCCUUCGAUGGUUCAGGGUAUCGACCACCUGAGAGAUCCCCGCCUUAACAAGGGCCUUGGCUUCACUUUAGAGGAGAGACAAGCCCUGGGAAUCCAUGGUUUAAUGCCGCCAAAGUUUAGAAGUAUGGAAGUUCAGUUGAACUUGUGUUGGAAGUCUGUGUGCCGGUACAACGAUGCCAUCAACAAGUUCCUGUACCUUGCUGAGCUUCAGGAUCGAAAUGAAAGACUCUUCUUCCGCUUACUAUCAGAAAACGUCGAAGCUCUGAUGCCUAUUGUCUACACACCAACUGUGGGACUUGCUUGCCAAAAGUAUGGUCUCAUUUAUCGUCGACCCAGGGGACUGUUUGUUACAAUCCAUGACAAGGGCCAUAUUUAUGAUGUCCUUAAGAACUGGCCCGAGCCCGACGUCCGCGCGAUCGUGGUGACGGAUGGCGAGAGGAUUCUGGGUCUGGGUGACUUGGGUGCAUGUGGGAUGGGAAUCCCAGUCGGCAAGUUGGCCCUGUACACGGCAUUGGCCGGCAUCAAGCCUCACCAGUGCCUCCCCAUUACUCUUGAUGUGGGCACCAACAACCAGACACUUCUGAAGGAUGCUCUGUAUAUUGGGCUGAGGCAAGAACGUGUUACUGGUGAAGUGUAUGAUGAGUUCAUUGAUGAAUUCAUGAAAGCUGUUGUGAAGAGAUACUCCCAAAACACACUUAUUCAGUUUGAAGAUUUUGGUAAUCACAAUGCUUUCCGAUUCUUGGACAAGUACUGUGAGGAGUACUGCACCUUCAAUGACGACAUUCAAGGUACUGCAAGUGUAGCUGUGGCUGGUUUGAUGGCAUCUAAACGUAUCACCAACAGAAAACUCUCUGACAAUAAGUAUGUCUUCCUUGGAGCAGGAGAGGCAGCUAUUGGUAUUGCUGAUCUUACUGUGAAGGGCAUGAUGGCAGAAGGGUGUUCAGAGCAGGAGGCUAGGGACAAAAUCUGGAUGGUUGACAUUGAUGGCCUUCUAGCCAAAGACAGACCAGAGGGGCAUCUUGAAGGUCACAAGGUAAAUUAUGCGAAGGAUCACAAACCAACCCACAGCUUCAUUGACAUUGUCAAUGAGGUAAAGCCAAGUGUUCUCAUUGGUGCUUCGGCUUGCGCUGGUGCAUUUACACCCGAGGUGCUGAAGCAAAUGGGAGCAUUUAAUGAGCGUCCCAUUAUAUUUGCUUUAAGUAACCCAACUAGCAAAGCUGAGUGCACCGCUGAACAGGCUUAUCAGUACACUGAAGGCCGUUGUAUAUUUUCCAGUGGUUCCCCCUUCCCUCCUGUUGAAUAUGGAGGUAAAACCUUCACUCCCGGUCAAGGAAACAAUGCGUAUAUAUUCCCUGGAGUUGCUUUGGGUGUUAUUGCGACUGGAAUGCACCACAUUCCGGAUGACAUAUUCCUUAUAUCAAGUCAGGUCUUAGCAGACUCGGUGGCUCAAGCAGAUCUGGAUAGGGGAAGCCUUUACCCACCUUUGGGUGACAUCAGAGAGGUGUCUGUCAGGAUUGCUACCAAAGUAGCCAACUAUGCCUACAAGAAAGGGCUGGCGUCUUUGUAUCCAGAGCCAAAAGACAUGGAAGCAUUCAUCAGGUCAACUCAGUAUGAUUACUAUUAUGACUCACCACUGCCUGCAACAUAUCCUUGGCCCAAAGAAGUUGAAGAUCAUGUUCCAAUUGGAGAUCUCUCAGACAAGGAACUUAUGUACUAAAUAAAUGCUUGAGAAUAUUUCUCUUUAACAUAAAUCCUUUUUUAUUUAUUUAUUUGAGGAAAGGUUCUUGUAAAACUUAUUUGGAAAUGUCAAUAUUGUAGAUGUAGGUGUCAGGUUUAUUUACUCUUGACACACAGCAUGUAACUCACCGCUUAAAGCUAUCUGUUAGAGGCAUGGAAACCUUUUAAUUGAAAUUUGCUUAAGAAUUAUACAUUUUGGUUUAAGAUAAUCCUUGACCCUGUCCUUUUUGCAGUGUUGUGAAUUAAGUUAUGUUGGGAAUGUUGUCCUUGCCUGUCACUAGCCGUACAGUAUGUCCUAGUAAUUUCUUUGACAUUUCAAACUUGCAUUUGGUAAGUAUUAAUCAUUCAAAAGAUGGUUGAGCGUGCUUGGCUUUUUUUCUCUAGUGGUUAAGUGCUUGGACUUCCAAGAAAAAGCAAUGUGAUCCCUAUUUUUAAAUUUACGUUGUCAUAAUGAAUACACGCAAAGCUGUAUCCCAUCUUUGAGUGUCCCCAGUGAACAAGAUUCCUUACCUUUUUGUGCUUUGUAAAUUUUUGGGGUUUUAACCAAAGACCUAGUUUAAUUUUGAGGAAGUUGUUACAUUCAAUAAUUCUUUAUUGAUAUCUGUGAUUGGAAGGAGUGGACUGAAUACAAUUCACACUAUCUUCGUCAUUGCUGUACUGUUAAUUAAUUCUACCUGUACAUUAUAUGAACCAACAUUGGACUGCAGAUUCUUUCUUUCACUUUGUGAGUUCCAAACCUUUAUAGUUUGCUUCUUUUAUUCAGUAUUAUUGUGACUUGUUAGCUACUUUCAGUUUAAUCUAUUUCUGUCAACAGUAUUGUUUCAGUUUUGUAAGGGAGAAUGAAAUAUCUGGUGUUAUGCAGUUCACUUGAAAGUUGAUUUUAUUUUCAAUUAUUUGUUUUUUUGGUUUAGAAUAUUGGCUAUGAAAAUUGUAACUGUAAUUGAAAUACAAGCACCUUGAUGAUCUUUAA